Solanum stenotomum is the source of this 1935-nucleotide messenger RNA. RefSeq names its product cytochrome c-type biogenesis protein CcmE homolog, mitochondrial-like. Gene Ontology annotation, molecular function: heme binding. The transcript has 2 exons. The record is from RefSeq and is a predicted model, not a curated record. Gene Ontology annotation, cellular component: plasma membrane. Gene Ontology annotation, biological process: cytochrome complex assembly; protein-heme linkage. NCBI's taxonomy places the organism in Eukaryota, Viridiplantae, Streptophyta, Magnoliopsida, Solanales, Solanaceae. The coding region runs from base 829 to 1674 and encodes 281 amino acids.
UAUUCAUGUGGGUGUUCUUUCUUUUUCUAUGUUGAUGUUUGUUCCUUCUAGUUUGUUCUUUGAUCGAAAAGAAGUCUCAUCAUUCGAAUAAGAGUAUGUUGUUAGUUGUGAUCGCGCAGCUGAUGAUAUAAGCCUAUAAGGCCUAGAAUAACAUGUACUAAUGAAUAAUCUUCAAUGAAAUGCAAUUGUGUGUUGUAUCAACAUUUUGUAUGGAUUAUUUCAAUCAACUGUUCCUUAAUCCUAAAAAAGUUCGAGGUUGACUAUAUGAAUCUGUCCAUACUGACAUACUCUGUUUUAUUCUGAUUUACACAACUUUCCUGGCAAACAGCAGGCCUAUUAUAAGUUUUAGUUGCUCGGACUCUCUAAAAACAGUUGUACCUAUGUCGAAUCCAAAAAGUAGUACUGUGCCCGCGUGAGUUUGAUCCUCAAAAGAUAAUACUACUUUUUGGAGGAUCUUGUUGGGAAAAAAUUACACAAAUAAUAUUCACAAUUAUCUAUGUUGAAUAAUAGUUAUUGAAUCUUUCAAAUCAUUUGUUUCUAAAUUUAGGAAAUAGGCAGUUGAAAAGGUUGAUUUUUCUAUGUUGUGUUUGUGCCAUGUAGUUACUAAUAAUUAUUGAAUCUUUUUCUAGUGUUGAAAGGUUGAUUUUGCCUGCUAGGCAAUUGAGGAAGCUCAACAUCUAAAAAACGUUGAUACAAGCUUCUUUCAUCAAAGUAGGAGAUAAGUUGUUUAUCAAACCUGAACUUUGGAAGUACCAAACGCCCAACCCCUGACCUUAAUUCCCUCCUUAUUAUCUCCAUCCAGGAGCUGAUAAAUUCCACAAAAUCUCAAUGGCUUCAAAACUCUCUUCUUGUUUAGCUUCUCGUCUAGUUUCCCAUUGCCUUCGUUCUGCCGUCACUGGCGCUGCUGCCGCAACCACCGCUGCUCUAUCCAAAUCUCACCCUUUGAUUUCAGUUUUCCACCACCAAUCGCAGCCAUUAGUAUUUCCCCAUUUCAAUACCAACCAAACUGUUUUCACCCUCAGAUCCUUCUCUACACUCUCCCGGCCCGCACGAUCUCACCGUUCAGCUCGGCCUGAUAUUGCAGCCAAAGCCCGGCAACUCCAAACCCGCCGUCUGUGGACCUAUGCCAUCACAUUCAGCUGCAUAGCAGGAUUCAUAGUAAUAGUCCUUAACCAAUUCCAAGACCAACUUGUAUUCUAUUUAACCCCUACAGAUGCUCUAGCAAAACAUGCUGAAAACCCUACAAGAUCCAAAUUUCGACUUGGUGGAUUAGUACUAGAAAAUAGUGUAACACCAAUACCCAAUUCCCCAGAAAUGGAAUUUGUGAUAACUGAUUUGAUUACUGAUAUUUUGGUUAAGUAUGAUGGGUCAUUACCGGAUCUUUUUCGGGAAGGGCACUCCGUUGUAGUAGAAGGGUUUAUAAAGCCAUUUACUGAAGAGAUGAAGAAGAAAGAGAAUGAAAUCUUGAGUGAGAAAAAGUUACAGCUAACUGAGAAGGCGAGAAGUGGGGAUUGUUACUUUGCAGCUACUGAAGUGUUGGCUAAACACGAUGAGAAGUAUAUGCCUCCUGAAGUUGCAGCUGCACUUGAGAAGAAUAAGCAGUUCCUUAGUCAGAUGGAAGGGAAUGAGGAAGAGGGUGAUGAUGCAGCACCUCCAGCUACAGUGAGGGCGUAAGGAUCGGUCAAUUAUAGAGUAUGGUAAAAAUUUUAAUUGAUUAUUUUCCCGAAAUGAUGGAGUUUUGUUAAAUUUCAAUUAUGAUUAUACUAUUGAAGGAAGUUAGAAAAAUGAAGGGAUAUAUAGUUGGUUUACUGAGGUUAUACAAUGAAUUUUGUUGUCAUAGAUUUUAUGUCCUGUACUAACCCUGAGGAAUGGGUUUUCAGUUUUGAAAUUUUGGAAUAUUUAGUGAAUAAAUGACAGUAAUUAUUUUUUAUGAAA